AGCCGUUUCCCAGCGUCCCCUCCGCUCGGCCCCCGCCGCAGCCGCUUCCCCCCGUGCGAGCUCCGCGGCCCGGCGGGCCCGUUCUCUCCGGGGAGGCCCCUCUGCUCACCGCCGACGCCGCAGGGCUCCUCCGAACCACCCCCCUCCCCCUCGCCCCGGUCCAGGCCCGGCGAACCGCUUAUUUUCUCCGCGGCUCCCCCCACCCGCUCGCCCCCCCCCCCAUCCGCUCCGGGCGUCCGGCGCUAAGAGAAGGCGGAGAAGAACUCCUUCGCGGCUGGGCCGGCGGCCAGGAUGUCAGGUGGGGACUCGGCGGCGGCGGCGGCGGCGACCGCCUCCCCGCAGCCGCUCCCGUUCUCCUUGCCGAAGCCCCCUCCCCUCAUGCAGCUGACGCCGGGGGACGCCGUCCGCCCCGUCGCUUCCGCCGCGGACCAAUCGCCGAAGAGCACCCGACUGGCGGGCCGCCCCGAUUGGCCGGCCGGCAAGCCAGUCAGCCUGCUGGCCCCGCUGCUCCCGCCCCGCGGGGAGCCCGAACCGCUGAUGCCCUUUGGCCCCUCGUCGCGGCAGCCACUCAGAGGGCGGCUUCUUGGCAGGUGCAGCGGCGGCAGCCUGCUGAGCCCCUCGAUGCGGCCCGGCGGCGUCGACCGCGGCUCCCUCAUGAUGGGACACCCAGGCAUGCCACAUUAUCCUCCCAUGGGAAUGCACCCUAUGGGUCAGAGACCACCAAAUAUGCCGCCAGUUCCACACGGUAUGAUGCCUCAGAUGAUGCCCCCCAUGGGAGGACCGCCAAUGGGGCAGAUGCCUGGAAUGAUGCAGUCAGUAAUGCCUGGAAUGAUGAUGUCUCACAUGUCUCAAGCUGCUAUGCAGCCUACAGUUCCGCCAGGGGUGAACAGUAUGGAUGCGCAAGUAGGUGUAACACCUCCUGGAACUCAGACAACACAUCCUGUAGUUUGCGCAGCCCAGCAAACCGCCACAACCAACAGUUCUGUUAAUGAAGAGCACUCUAAACAGAAAUCUACAUGGACAGAACACAAAUCACCUGAUGGAAGAACAUAUUACUAUAAUACUGAAACAAAGCAGUCUACCUGGGAGAAGCCAGAUGAUCUCAAAACACCCGCUGAGCAAUUGUUGUCUAAAUGUCCCUGGAAAGAGUAUAAAUCUGAUUCUGGAAAGCCCUACUAUUAUAAUUCCCAAACAAAGGAAUCACGCUGGGCAAAACCCAAAGAGCUUGAGGAUCUUGAAGCAAUGAUUAAAGCUGAAGAGAACAGCACAAAGCCCGAAGAAUCAACUCCAACGCCAUCUGCUUCAGCUGCUGCAGCAGAAGCAGCAAACACAACCACCACAGCCACAACCGCUGCUGAAACUGCCACAGCUGUUAGUACCACCACUGCUACUUCUGCAGCAACAGCAGCCCCUGAAGCAGAAAGUGCUGCAGCUUCUUCUGUGGUAGAAAAUGAGAGUACUGGCACAGCUGCAGCUGAGGAACAGGGACAAGCAACUUCUGCACCUGCUGUGCAGGAACAGAGUGCAGAAACUGCAGCUAACGCAGCAGACGACUCUUCCAAGCAGGAGGCCUCAGCAGAUGCUGCUUCAAAGAAGGAGGACGACGAUGCCCAACCAGUUAAAAAAACCUAUACAUGGAAUACAAAGGAAGAAGCAAAGCAAGCGUUUAAAGAACUGUUAAAAGAAAAGCGAGUACCAUCCAAUGCCUCUUGGGAGCAAGCUAUGAAAAUGAUCAUUAAUGAUCCCAGAUACAGUGCUUUGGCAAAAUUAAGUGAAAAAAAGCAAGCCUUUAAUGCUUACAAAGUUCAAACAGAAAAAGAAGAGAAAGAAGAAGCAAGAUCAAAAUACAAAGAAGCUAAAGAAUCCUUCCAGCGUUUUCUUGAAAACCAUGAAAAGAUGACAUCCACAACAAGAUACAAAAAAGCUGAACAAAUGUUUGGGGAGAUGGAAGUCUGGAAUGCGAUAUCUGAGCGUGAUCGUCUUGAAAUUUAUGAAGAUGUCUUGUUUUUUCUCUCUAAGAAAGAGAAGGAACAAGCCAAACAGUUAAGAAAGAGGAAUUGGGAAGCUUUGAAGAACAUACUAGAUAACAUGGCUAAUGUCACUUACUGUACUACUUGGUCAGAGGCUCAGCAGUAUCUGAUGGAUAAUCCUACAUUUGCAGAAGAUGAGGAACUUCAGAACAUGGAUAAGGAGGAUGCACUGAUCUGUUUUGAGGAACAUAUCAGGGCAUUGGAAAAGGAGGAGGAAGAAGAAAAACAGAAAAGUUUGCUUAGAGAAAGAAGGCGACAGCGCAAAAAUAGAGAAUCUUUUCAGCUAUUUUUAGAUGAACUGCAUGAGCAUGGACAAUUACAUUCCAUGUCCUCUUGGAUGGAGUUGUACCCAACCAUAAGCUCUGACAUCAGAUUCACAAAUAUGCUUGGUCAACCUGGAUCGACAGCACUUGAUCUUUUCAAGUUCUAUGUUGAAGACUUGAAAGCACGUUACCAUGAUGAAAAGAAGAUAAUAAAAGAUAUCUUAAAGGAUAAAGGAUUUGUGGUUGAAGUGAAUACUUCUUUUGAAGAUUUUGUUACGGUCAUCAGUUCAACUAAAAGAGCUACUACUUUAGAUGCAGGAAAUAUCAAGCUGGCUUUCAACAGUCUGCUAGAAAAGGCAGAAGCCCGUGAAAGAGAGAGGGAAAAAGAAGAAGCUCGCAAAAUGAAGCGGAAAGAGUCUGCCUUCAAGAGUAUGUUGAAGCAAGCUACUCCUCCAAUUGAAUUGGACGCUGUCUGGGAAGAUAUCAGAGAUAGAUUUGUGAAGGAACCAGCAUUUGAAGACAUCACUCUGGAGUCUGAAAGAAAAAGAAUAUUUAAAGAUUUCAUGCAUGUAUUAGAGCACGAGUGUCAGCAUCAUCAUUCAAAGAACAAGAAACAUUCUAAAAAGUCUAAAAAACAUCAUAGGAAGCGAUCACGUUCUCGUUCGGGCUCAGAAUCUGAGGAUGAUGAUAGCCACUCAAAGAAGAAAAGGCAGCGUUCAGAAUCUAGAUCGGUUUCUGAGCGUUCUUCCAGUGCAGAGUCGGAGAGAAGUUACAAGAAGUCAAAAAAACACAAGAAAAAGAGCAAGAAGAGACGACAUAAGUCUGAUUCACCAGAAUCGGAUAUUGAACGAGAAAAAGACAAAAAAGAAAGAGAGAGCGAGAAGGAUAGAGCUAGACAAAGAUCUGAAUCAAAACAUAAAUCUCCUACUAAAAAACGACCUGGAAAAGAUUCUGGGAACUGGGAUACUUCAGGCAGCGAACUGAGCGAAGGGGAGCUGGAAAAACAGAGGAGGACUCUUUUGGAACAACUGGAUGAAGAUCAAUGAGAACAUUAUUUAUACCAAAUAUGUUUACAUUGUGGCAUAAUAAAAGAAACCAAUGUCUAAUUCAGGACGUGGGUUCUGAUAUCCUGAGUUCCAUUGUUGAAGUAACAGUGGGUUUUCAUUUUACCACAUCGAUACAUUCUCAAGUACUAUUAUUACGGGCCUGGCAUCAAAUCUAGAAAAGUGAGUGAAAUCCUGAGCGCAAAGCUGAGUCUCUGUCCUGGACCUGCCAGGCAGGAUGGGAGCCCUCGAAGGGAACACCACGGCGGAAGGCGCCAGUGCUCGCUGGACCUUGUCUGCAGGCCCAGGGAAGUGUUGGCACCUUUCUAGCAAAGCAUCUCUUAAGUACGGUCCUUCCUAGAAAGGUAGUAACGCUGCUUUUCCUGGCCAGUGUAGGCAGAUAAAAUUUCAUUUUUAGAAAGAGAUUCUUAUUAUAGUUUCUUGUGGUUUCAUUUGUUUUUAGUUUGGAAAGGGGAAGGCAAUGGAAGGGGAGUAAUGAAUCCAUGUCUUGAUCUGUACUGCAAAAAAAAUACCAGAUGAUACUGGAAUUGCUCUUUUGUGAACCGCGUCACUGGCCAAACCGAUGUUGAGUUUUUGUAUGAAGACUUGAUGUCCUGGCUGAGAUUCGUGUCUAAGCACUGUCUCAGAGUGAAUUUUUAUGGUAAAUUUUCAAAGCCCUGGAAGUGCGGUUGAUGGGAAUGCGACCGGCCCUUCGUUGCGGUGCCAGCAGAGGAUGCUGCGUGUCACAGCCGCCUCUUGUGUUCCCCUAAAACCCUAUCCGGAACAGCUACGGGCGUUAUUUCAGCGUUUUAUCUUCAUGUUAAAACUUAACAAAACAAAAAUCAAAUUGUAAAUGAAUUUCAAUGUGUUGCCUUAAGAACCUGCUGAACAAUGUACCACCAUGUUUUGACAGCAGCUGUGUCUAGAGCAUCCCUUAAAAAGGGAGAAGGAAGAAGCUUAAGCCCCGUCUCCUUUUUGAUUGCCUUGGGCCAGUUUAGGAAGGUUUUGCCAGCCCUGCUCGGUGCAGUGAGCAGCGGCUGCUGUGGUACACAUUUGGAAAUCCCUCUGAUGGGAAUAUUUUUGUACAUUUUUAUCAAUUAUUAAACCUUGUCUUCUAGUGUGUACUAGUA
Messenger RNA from Aquila chrysaetos chrysaetos, 4466 nucleotides. It is a transcript of the gene PRPF40A, whose product is annotated as pre-mRNA processing factor 40 homolog A. The coding region runs from base 292 to 3339 and encodes 1015 amino acids. Gene Ontology annotation, biological process: mRNA cis splicing, via spliceosome. The record is from RefSeq and is a predicted model, not a curated record. The transcript is spliced from 26 exons. Gene Ontology annotation, cellular component: U1 snRNP; U2-type prespliceosome. NCBI's taxonomy places the organism in Eukaryota, Metazoa, Chordata, Aves, Accipitriformes, Accipitridae. Gene Ontology annotation, molecular function: RNA binding; protein binding.